AUGAGCUCCGCUGUGCCGGCGAUAAAGUGUGAAGAUUCGCCGUCGCCGACAGCGCCCGUCGGCACUGAGGGGGAGGGGGGCGCCUUCAAGAUGAGCAUCAACGUGAACCUCAGCACCGCGAUGAUGAACCUCCUGGCGGCGGACAACGCGGGCCCAGCCCUGCGCACCCCUGAAAUCGUCAACGACGUCAUCACAAUGACCAACCCCCUCGACCAGUACAGCUACAACGACAAGAGCUCCAACUUCAAGGGCGGAAGCGGGAACGACUCCAACUCCUCGCUGUCCAACGGCUCGUCCGCAACCUCCCCAGCCUCUGGUACACCGCCCAGCAUACAAAAGACGUGUUCGGAUCUGAUCAAGGCUGGUUUGAAGUUGUCCAUAGAGUCGAAGCGAAAGAUGUCCGGCAGCGACACAGACGGGGGCCUGAAGCGGUUAAAGAAAGAAGAGAGCGACGAGGAUUAUGACAGCAGCCAUACGCAAACAGUAAAAAAUGAAGGGCUCACCCCGGAAGACGAGGAGCGCAGGCGGCGCAGAAGGGAACGGAACAAAAUAGCGGCCACCAAAUGCAGAAUGAAGAAGCGCGAGCGCACCGUCAACCUGGUGACGGAGAGCGAGGUUCUGGAAAACCAGAACCAGGACCUGAAAGCGCAGCUCAAGGACCUGGAGGUGCAGAAGCGGCAGCUGAUCGACAUGCUGUCGCUGCACGCUGCGUCGUGCGUCAAGAACGGCCAAAGCGCGCGGACCUCGCCGCCGGCUCCCUACGGCGUGGUCCGCUCGUACGAGCCGGCCGCGUUCCCCGCCAACUUCGAGCAGUCGCCCUACAUCCGCCCAGAGUCGGCCAACAUCCUCGCCUCCAGCUACACGUGCGUGACCCCCCUCGCCGACGCAGUGGACGCGAUACCGCUCGACACCGCGUACAUAGCGCAGCAGGUGAUCGACGCGGACUACAGGCCGGACAGCGUGCUCAGCCUGCCCAACGAGGCGCACUACAUAAACACAGACGGGUACAUGCCCAAAGCGAACCUGCUCGUGCCGAUCGACCACGACGAGUACUACGAGUCGGGGGUGAACUACAACCUGUCGUCCGCCCAGCCCUGUCACACCUAUCCGGGUACGCUGGCGGAAUCGCAGACGAAAAUCGGCACGAACCUCAACGACGGCUGCCUCGUU
Messenger RNA from Iphiclides podalirius (scarce swallowtail), 1170 nucleotides. Lineage: Eukaryota; Metazoa; Arthropoda; Insecta; Lepidoptera; Papilionidae. The record is from the annotation of a GenBank genome assembly.